AUGGGGGACGACGAGGGACGGGGCGGGGGUUGCGCGCACGGGGGCGACGGCGGCGCCGACGCGAGGGAGAACCCCGCGCCGUCGACGGGCGACGACGACCGCCGGCCCGGGAUCUUGAAGACGUCCGGCGGGAUCUACGGGGAAAAAUUCAAGUUUCCGGACGAGCCCGUCAGGUCGCCCGGGGGUCGGAUCAUCAAGCGGCACCCGUGGAAGACGGCGUGGUCGACGGGGGCGUGGCGUAGGCCACCACCGUCCGCCCCGCGGGGCGCGACGCCCGCGUCGACCCCCGCGGACGACGAGCCCGCGGGUGCCACGAUGGAGGACCGCGGAGGCGAGCGGGAGCCGGCCAUCGCAUCCCCGUCACCCUCCCGGUCGCCCUCGCCCGCGUCGCUCGUGGGGAGGCUCGCCGCGCGCAGGCGGCGACGCGCCGCGACGCCGUCAGACUCGGAGCCCGCCAUGAGCUUCGAGUCCGAGUCCAACUCCGACCGCUCCGACGCGGAAAACGAGUCCGACCUGGAGCUGGCCAACGCGCCGGGCCUCGACUUUCUUCGUUCGGCGGGACCCGGUGACUCACCGUCACCGCCCGCGUCGCAGAGUCGACGGAAGCGAAGGCGGAGGAUCUCGAGGAUCGCGCACAUGGAACCGAUAGGGGACGAGGACAAAUCGGCGCGGGAAGAGCCGCCCGGGGAUGGGGAUGAGAACAGAACCGAUGGGGAGGAGAAGGCGGAGGACGCGAAUGAACCCGAGGCGGAAGAGGCGGCGGCGGACGCGCGGGCUUCGCAGCUGUCGGUGGAGCCCCUCCCUCCGCCGCGGAUGGCGACGGCCGACGACGACGAGGAGGAGGACGACGACGAACCCGUGCCGGACUCGGACGAGGACCCGCCCGACGACGACGAUCCGGCGCCCCUCUCGUCGCCGGGACUGGGCACGGCGGCUUCACCCGUCGACCUCACGCAGAGGGCGGACGAGCACGACGACGACGACGACGUUCUCGAAACGCCGGCGGACCCACCGAUUGACGACGCCGAUUCCAACCUGUGGGCGUGCGCGGCGUGCACGUUCCUCAACCGGCCCGACCUGGAGACGUGCGAGAUGUGCGAGCGGAGCCGGCCGGUGAGAGCGACGUCGCGGGUUGAGUCGCGGGUUGAGUCGCGGGAUGAGCCGACCGGAAGGAGGACGGACGGUAAGUCGAGGAGACGGAGGUUGGUGGAGAGCGACGACGACGGGGACGACGACGCGGGUGCCGAGCCGGGUGCCGAGCCGGGUGCCGAGGCGGACGCCGAGGCGGACGCCGAGCCGACGUACGGCUGCAGUCGGUGCAGGUUCUCCAGGAACGGCUGCUACGACAGCUUCGACUGGAGCGGAAGAAACGGCGGCCGGGGCUGCCGACCCGACGCGUGGAGGGGUCCUUCGCAGUACCACGUCGACGGCGAGGUGGCGGCGACGUCCCCGGGGGGAAUCGAACCCGCGACCUCUCCGACGGCGACGGGUGAGAGGGGACCGAAGCCGCCGGGGAGGGCGAGGACGCCGGCGAGCCGCCGCCGGGUGAACACGGAUGGGGGCGGCGCCGUCGGAGGUAAGCGGGCGCGGGGCGGCCAGCAGAUCACGCCGGGGUCGGGGUCCGCGGGACGCGCCGCGCGACGAGGCGCGUUGCCUCUCGUCGAAAGCGGCGGGGGCGGUGGGAGAGGCGCGUCGAGGCGGGUGCGGGAGGAGCCGCGAGGGAAGGAGAAGGACGAGGAGAAGGACGAGGAGGAGGACGAGGAGGAGGAUGAGGACGGGGGCGAAAUCGUCAUCUCCGACUCCGAGGAUAUCUCCGAGGACUCCGAGGACGUCUCCGAGGAGGAGGACGAGGUGGAGACCGACUCCGACCCCGACGCCGACGACCCGUACGCGCGAGGGCUCCCGACCCCGGCCACCGCGCCCCGACCAAAGCGCAAACCAAAGUCUCCCAAGCGCCCACGGUACAACGACGUCGGCGAGCGAGUGGACUCGGGGGACGAUCUCGAGGACGAGAGCGACUUCGAGGGGUACGACGACGACAUGUUCGAGCGCGCGAUGGGUGGCGGAGGCGGCGGCGGGGCGGGCCGGGGCGGCCGGGCAGGCGGCGGGGGCGAUGGAUCGUCCAGCGGCGGUAAGGGGCGGUGGUUCACCAAGAACGGCCGUCGGGUCUACAAGGUUGGCGGGAGGGAGUUCACGGGGGGUGCCGCGAUGGCGAGGUACAGGAGGGACGGGGGUUCGACGGGCGCGACGGGGGGGACGCGGAGGCGGAAGACGACGCGGAAGAAGAAGGGGACCGCGCGCAGGAAGACGACGAGGAAGAAGACGACGAGGAAGGCCAAGGCGUGA
This is a messenger RNA of Micromonas commoda, 2346 nucleotides long. RefSeq lists its product with no specific name. The transcript has a single exon. The coding region runs from base 1 to 2346 and encodes 781 amino acids. NCBI's taxonomy places the organism in Eukaryota, Viridiplantae, Chlorophyta, Mamiellophyceae, Mamiellales, Mamiellaceae. The record is from RefSeq and is a predicted model, not a curated record.